UUUAUAUUUUGACGAACGAAUUGAAAGAAAAGUUAGUCACUAGGCGCACAAUAGAUCUUUUAGGUCGGGGUGCACAAAUAGCCUAUUUUUAAAUAAUAAUUAGUCACUAAGAAUUACUGAUUUUAUUGAACAUUCAAACAUUUAAGGACUUAUUUCAAAACCUUCGUGCGAAAAGUCUCCUGUUUAUUGGUGUCAAAAUUGUCAAAUUAUUGCUAAGUUAUAUAAAAUUAUUGUGAAUUUAAAGUAAUUAAAGUUUGAACUACAUUUAGAGCAAACUGAUAUCUCUCAGUUCCUUCAGAGAAAACGUGUUUACAUUACUAGCUCAUCCAGAUUCCUUAUUGCUUGGUCCAUAGCGUGUAUUCUGCUUAAUAAAUAUGGAUAACUCAGGUGAUAUGACGUCCGUCACUAAGUUCUACAACGACAGCCAAUUACGAAUUUGCUUAUUGUGUAGUUACACACACCCAAUGGUUGCCUUGAAGUAUUUCGUAACAAGAAUCAUAAGUGACUUCGUUAAAAUUGAGCAGGAACGUCCAGAAUGCUUGCCAGAUGCCGUGGUUCUGGUCAAAAGUGACGAAAGGUUUUUACUGGUUAUACGUCUCUUGCGCGACAUUCAAAGACCUUUUGAUACUGUUAUGCGCAUAGUCAAAAAUGCAAAUGAGGCAUUCUAUUUGGCAUACAAGGAUGAAAUUAUGGCCUCGUUUCUGGAAGGUAUUAUCAGUUUUAAUAAUGAAAUAUUGGAAGUGCUUGGCUCCCUUAGCGAAAUUGAAGUUAGAAAACUCUCCAAAUUAAAUGUGAACGAAGUAAUGCUUCAAACUAAGAUACAAGUUUUUAUAUUGUUGGGAAAGAGGCGUCAUGCAACAAAAAAGUUAUUGGAAACUAUUGUGGAACGCAACCCUGGUCAUUGACUGUAUAGUAUUAUCAAGUCAUCUUCAUACUCUUAUAAAUAUGUAAACUUAUAUAAGUUAUGAAUCCGCAAACCUGUUUGAUUGGUCGCAGCAUAAAAUAUUAUUAAUUUAUCUAUAAUAUUAUUAUAUUAUUUUACGAUAUACCUAUAUUAUAGAUUAUGAGCUUUUUAUGUAAGAGUACAAUAGACCAGAGUAAUGUUGUGUCUUAGUUC
Teleopsis dalmanni is the source of this 1117-nucleotide messenger RNA. RefSeq lists its product as uncharacterized. The coding region runs from base 375 to 905 and encodes 176 amino acids. The record is from RefSeq and is a predicted model, not a curated record. The transcript is spliced from 2 exons. NCBI's taxonomy places the organism in Eukaryota, Metazoa, Arthropoda, Insecta, Diptera, Diopsidae.